This is a messenger RNA of Haliotis rubra (blacklip abalone), 907 nucleotides long. Its product is annotated as enhancer of split mgamma protein-like. Gene Ontology annotation, cellular component: nucleus. The transcript has 3 exons. Gene Ontology annotation, biological process: regulation of neurogenesis; regulation of transcription by RNA polymerase II; anterior/posterior pattern specification. Bases 28 to 768 code for a protein of 246 amino acids. Gene Ontology annotation, molecular function: protein dimerization activity; RNA polymerase II cis-regulatory region sequence-specific DNA binding; DNA-binding transcription factor activity, RNA polymerase II-specific. Lineage: Eukaryota; Metazoa; Mollusca; Gastropoda; Lepetellida; Haliotidae. The record is from RefSeq and is a predicted model, not a curated record.
UCUCUCAGAGCUGAACACACCUCAGUCAUGGAAUCUCACUUUCACAACAUGGAAUCAGAGAGUGAAUAUAUGGGCCGAAGAAAGGGUCGAAAACUAAUGGCUGAAAAACGGCGACGAGCCAGAAUCAACCAGAGUCUGUCAGAAAUCAAAGGCAUCGUAUGUGCGGGACAUCAACAAAAUGACCCCAACUUUGAGAAAAUGGAGAAGGCUGAGAUUCUGGAGACGACUGUAGAUUAUCUGAGGAAUGUCAGGAAGAUCAACACAACACAUCAACACGUGAAAGAAGCAGUUCAAGCCAGAUUCCAACAUGGCUUCUCCAAAUGUGCUGAAGAAAUCCUCUCCUACAUCCAGUCUCUGCCGGGAGUGUCAGACAAUGUACAUCGUCAGCUGAGAAAACACAUCUCUCGACAUAUGACACAUAUUCAGCAGGUACCCGUGACGUCACCAAUGGAAGAUAGAUUACAUUCGGUACCUUCCUACACUUCCCAGUAUCCACAUCCGGCUGCACAUGCGUACAUGGGCACUUCUCCUGUGAAGGAAGACAACAGUUUCUCGGACAGUGGAUAUGCUGGUUCUCCUGAUAUUACCAAACAGCCCACCCACAGAACUGGACACUAUCCCUCAUCCAGCUUUUCCGAUUCAGUGCUCAGUAAGGUACCAACAGAAAUGGUUGACAAAAACUCGAGAGUUAGAUCGUGGCUCCAGAGCACGUGGUCCUACUCACAGCAGAUUCAGACAGAACAACAGGUUCCAUGGAGACCCUGGUAAAAUACUACAGUGAACUUUAUUAGGACCAAUGGUUGUGAUUUUGUAUACGUAAUAAUAGUGCUUUGUUUAUUGGACAUUUCAUAUAUGAUACUGACUGUGAUAACAUACAUUUGUUGAUAAAAUAAACAUUAUUUAGUUA